Molecule: messenger RNA, 4910 nt
Organism: Xiphias gladius (swordfish)
Lineage: Eukaryota; Metazoa; Chordata; Actinopteri; Istiophoriformes; Xiphiidae
Gene: slc1a7b
Product: solute carrier family 1 member 7b
Exons: 11
Coding region: 1-1737 (578 amino acids)
Biological process (GO): L-glutamate transmembrane transport
Cellular component (GO): plasma membrane
Molecular function (GO): neutral L-amino acid transmembrane transporter activity; glutamate:sodium symporter activity; L-glutamate transmembrane transporter activity
Source: RefSeq, a predicted model, not a curated record
AUGGCCGUGGCUUUGGACGCAGUGUGGAUGAGGGUGAAGAAUGUCUGCAAACAGAAUGGGCUCCUCAUCAUGUCUGUGCUGGCUGUGGUCAUUGGGUGUCUUUUGGGAUUCUUCCUGAGGACACGGCGCCUCACGGAGCAGGAGGUGAAGUACUUCCAGUUUCCUGGAGAGCUGCUGAUGAGGAUGCUGAAGAUGCUGAUUCUCCCACUCGUGGUGUCCAGUUUGAUGUCAGGACUGGCUGCCCUCGAUGCCAAGUGUUCCAGUCGGCUUGGUCUGAUCACAGUGUCUUAUUACCUGUGGACCACCUUUGUGGCCGUGGUAGUGGGGAUCAUCAUGGUCUCCAUCAUCCAUCCAGGUGGUGCAGCCCAGAAAGAGGACUCUGAGGACAGUGGCAAGCCUAUCAUGAGUUCUGCUGAUGCUCUGCUAGACCUCAUCCGCAACAUGUUCCCAUCUAAUCUGGUCCAGGCCACAUUCCAGCAGUAUCGAACAAGCAGCGAGUACAUUGUGAAACCCAAGCCAACAGUAAGUCAGGCCCAAUCAGAGUCCACCACACGGCGAGCGCUCAUCUAUGGUAUCCAGGACGAUAAUGGAACUGACAUCCAGAACUUUGCCCUUGACCUGACCCCGCCCCCUGAUGUGCUCAUACGCACUCGGGAAGGAACAAGCGAUGGAAUGAAUGUCCUUGGAAUUGUUAUUUUUUCAGCCACAAUGGGUAUUAUGUUGGGAAGGAUGGGGCCAAAUGGCAGUGCCUUGGUGAACUUCUGCCAGAGUCUGAAUGAGGCUGUCCUUAGAAUUGUUGCCAUUGUUAUAUGGUACUUCCCAUUUGGCAUUGUGUUCCUGGUGGCUGGUAAGAUCCUGGAGAUGAGUGAUCCGUCAGCCAUGGGGAAGAAGCUGGGUUUCUACGCCGUCACUGUGGUGUUUGGGCUGGUGUUGCAUGGCUUGUUCAUCCUGCCUGCCAUGUACUUCUUCAUCACCAAAAAGAGCCCCAUCGUUUACAUACGGGGAAUCCUGCAAGCCCUGCUCAUCGCCCUCGCAACCUCCUCCAGCUCUGCCACAUUGCCUAUUACCUUCAAGUGCCUCUUGGAGAACAACCACAUUGACCGCCGUAUCAUUCGUUUUGUGCUCCCCGUGGGCGCCACCAUCAAUAUGGAUGGCACCGCUCUCUAUGAGGCUGUGGCAGCGAUAUUCAUCGCUCAAGUUAAUAAUUAUGAGCUGGACUUUGGCCAGAUCAUCACCAUCAGCAUCACAGCCACUGCAGCCAGUAUUGGUGCAGCAGGGAUACCACAAGCUGGACUGGUCACCAUGGUGAUAGUGUUAACAUCCGUCGGGUUGCCAACCGAUGACAUCACUCUCAUUAUUGCAGUAGACUGGGCACUAGACAGGUUCCGCACCAUGGUGAAUGUUAUGGGGGAUGCUUUGGCCACAGGCAUCAUGGCACACAUCUGCAGGAAAGACUUCAUUAAAGAGGGAGACGGGGUGCCAUUGAUCUGUGAGACCAAACCUGUUAUGAACACCCCACCUCUGAUGAACUGUCACAACAACAACAGCACUUUCCGACCCCCUUCCUCAGGGGUUAAACAUGAGCUCCUCCCUCCGGAUGUGGCCAGGCUCAUGCAGCUGGAGGAGGGCGUCCGGCCGCCGUCAGAGAGGAAGAAGCCUCCAAUUCCUCCGAGGCACCUGAAGAAGAGUAAAGAACACUGUACCGUUGACAUGAACGGCCUUGAGACCAACGUAUAGCCUGCUCCCGGAGUUUGAUGGGUGGUUUUUGUAGUUGUGCUGUUCAGAACCUCAGAGCAACGGACACCUGUAUAGGUAGGAGGAGAGCACAACCGAGCUCGUCUUCUUCUCCCAGCAAAUUAUUGGCCGACAUUCUCCGGUGACAAGAUGGGGUCCUGAAAAUUUUGACGAAGGCAUUUUAACACAAACCUGUCAAUCUUUGUCAUAGAAAAGUUUUUUUUUUUUUAAGCCUGGACAAGACGCACGUUGGCAGUGGAAUUAAAGACACCAAAAAGAACAACAGUAUAAUUCUAUUCAUAAAUCUUGUCAUUGGUCUGGACCUUCAGGGUGAGCUCGCACCUAAACGCCCAGACUCUGAAUACAGGUGCGAGAGCGUGCAUUGAUUAACUGAUUUGUAUUUGCUACCUACAUUUUUUAUGAUUUGUUACGUUUUUUUUGUCUGUGUGCAAAAUGUUAACAAGACAAGUGUUUAUUACGUUUUAUACCACUGCUAGCAGCCAGUUGUGUCAUAUAAGAGACAAGUCAGGAUUGCAACUGUCUGGAGUGAACUGAAUGAUCAGGAGGCAAAGUGAAAUGCCCUAAUUGUUGAAUUUUGCCUUAACAAAGUUGGUGGUGCUAGGCUGACAGUGAUGCCAGGGAAGGAGGAACUGAAAAAGAUCAGAAACUUCACCUUCCCUUGUGGUCAUGUUAUAACUUUAAUACGUGGGUAAACUAGAGAUUUGAAUGGCUUCGUGUAUUUGAACAGCCUCGGGAGCACUUGAUUUAAUUAAACUUUCCUGGCACUUGAACAGCCUACAAACAACUACUGGUAAUUUAACAUAAACUAAGUGGUCCUUGUUUGUUGGUUUAGUGGAUUUAUUUGCUUCAGUUCUCAAUGUAUCAAAGAAGAUCUCAACAUUCUGUGUCUACAACACAUGAACUUACUUUGGAGCUUUCCGUCUGUAUUAGCUGAUAUAACUCCUCACCAUUAUGCACUGGAGCCAUUCAGUUAAAGGUUAGGGUUAGAUUUUUUCAGGUCUAUCUUAAAAAAAUACUCACAAUUUCAUGUAUGUGGAAAAGGUUAUUGGCGACAGUAAUACUUGCUCCUGUCCAUUCUGGCCAUAAAGUGACUGCAGCCUAGCAAAAAGAAAUAAGGGACAAAAUCUCUGUUCAUAUACUACUGUGUGAGCAGAAAACUGAAAUUUUAAACUCUCAAGAAUCAUCAUCAUUGUGCGUCAGCACUGCCAGGUGUAGUGUCACGGGACUGUUAUUUUUGUAUCUGUACCAAGCAAAGCUUUGCAUUCCACCGUGGGAAUUUUUUUAACGGUUCCAUACGGUGCAAAAAUUCAGACACGCAAUAAAAUGGAGGACAGUGAAUUGGGUGCACUAUAUUGUAUUGAUUGGUCCUCACUCUGUACAAAACUGCCUCCCAAAGUUAAGCCAAAGCCGAUAUGAGUUUGACAGAUUGUGGCUAACAAGUAGGUAACUUUCAAAGUCACAGUCUUCACACUUCUUCAACACUCUUGGUGCUUUUCCUUGCCAAGCCACAUCAGCAGAGUACGUCCUGGUACUUGAUUACUGUCAGAACUGGCUCACUGCUCAAAGUUGUACCAACCACAAAGUCAAAUUUUUGUCCUGCUUCGUCCACACCGAUUUGAUUGCUCUUUUUCUAGUACACACAUUAGCUCCAGCUAGCGAACAACAUGCUCUGACUCUGCAUGUCAAGUGUGAAGCACCUCAGACUUGGAUUGAGUUCAGAAGGUCCAAGGAACUUCCGCUGUCUUACUUUCCUCCAGAUAUGCACUCAAAAUUCCCACACAAAAGGACAGAGUUUUGACCUGUAAAGACUGUGAAUUGAAAGUACCCUCUUGAUUUUAGUAAGUUGUACCACUACAGCCUCAUUAAUUUAGGCCUAAUUUUGGAACACAGUUUUGCAUGGAAUGAGAUCUUUGGAUUUUGCCCAAUAUCUGUUAAGGUUUGUUCAGGCAUAACGAAGUAAAUUGUCACCUACCAUUGUUUGCGUGAAUUUGAGUUCCACUGACUUUGUACCAGGUCUGAGAUUCACCACCUGUUCUGUCUGAACGGGUUUCUCACACUUGGAAGGGACUGCUUUAUGACCUUUAUGAGAAGGAGGAAUUAUUGUAGCAUUUGAGCAUUGUGUCAAGAUAGACUUGAAAAAAUCAGAACACAUCUGUUAAACCUGAAUCUUCGGAAGUGCAAUUACAACAUGGUACAUUUCACUCUUAUGGAAGAAAGGUCCAGUUGACUCUGUCAAAUACUAGGUUCCAUGUAUUCUGUCAUUUUAUUAAGCAUUUUGUCAGCUCUGUGCAGGGAAACUGACAAAGACGUAGCGUGUAUUCGGAUUUGCCACAGGCUGCCAACAUUUUUCUCGCGAGAAGAUAACAGACUGUAUUGUGAGAUGUGUUUUUUAUUUUGUUUCUUUGUUUUUUUCUACAGUAUCUGGAUUAUAUUAUGAUAUUGGAGAUUAGGGACCCUAUUUCUGUGAAAACAGCGGCGCGGUGCAGAGCGCAGCUCAGUGCGUCCUGCCCAGUGCGCCGGGGGAGUGCCAAGCGCACUCUGGUAUUUUCGUGGGCCGGCGCGCCUGGGGCACCUGCGGCACACUUGAAAACAGGGUAGGACCAGAGUACACUACCGUACACCAUAGGUGGACGUGCUGAAGGUUGUGACAAUCAUGGCCAAUCACAGCGACUACUUUCAUUCCCCUUCAGCACGGGACUCUCCCAAUCAGCGAGGCACCGACCUCAGAGGAAACUUGCUGCUGUCCGGGACUUACAGAGCUUCAAAAUAUGAAUACAGCAGUUCACAUACACUGCCAUGAGCGGAUGGUGAGUCCUUUAGGUUGAGUUCACUUUUGAAUUCCCUUUGGACAUGUUAGAGAUGUUGCGGUCAUCCUGUUUCUCGUGCGGAAUAGGACGCGAUUUGAGAGGAUCCAUAACCAUCUGCAGUCAAAUACCACUGUAGUGCCGUACGUAUCAUGGGGGUAGAAUUAAAAAUGCGGUCUAGUUCUUCUCAUGUUGUGCUUCUUUAUUUCCGAAAUUCUUUCUAAAGUUUCAUUCAGCCUUACUUCGACUGUUUUGCUUGGAGAAACGACUGCUGACAAUCUGGUAAAGAAAUAGUUGUCUGCCUAAUCUACAUAUUGUGACAUAAACGUGAUCCUGAUAAUGAUACACAAA